CUUAACUUCCUUGUGGUUAAAGUAAGUGACCAGUGAGCACUGUUCAGUGUUUCCAAGGCUUUUGCAGAAUGCAAUGUGCUUCUCCUGGUCAGGUUCCACCAAAAUCUCUGGCUAUAUUUAGGGGAGAUGUCCCUUUAAAUCAGUUCUCAUAUUCUGAAAAUAUUUUUUUCUGAAGAAGCCACCAGCAAUGCUGCAGGUAAGUCACUGAUGCCUGGUGGAAGUCACUGAUGGAAGCUGUGUCUGAGAGACGAAUGUACUUUUAUUCCUGCUCAGUAACGGUGUCUGCAUGCUGGAUUGUCCCAGUGUUGCCUGCAUUUAAAUGCUUGUAGGAUUGGAGCAGCAAAGCACCACUGCCUGCUCCUGUUCCUUUCCUGCCUCUCCGAGCAGAGUGUGAGCAGUCAGCAAGCAGGAGGAAGGAGGACGUCCCAAAUAUUUUCCUGGGAGUGGAUUGAGUUGGGCCUCAAUGGGAUGUCCUCAGUAGAAAUGCCAUGGUGCUACCCAUGUGGGAUUUGUUUGGCUGUGUGAUGUGAGGGCAUUCUGUUCUGAAGUAACAAAUGCCCUGGGUCCAGAGGUUCUUGCUGUGUUGUUCUGGCAGAGUGUUGCUGCCUGAAAGGGAAAGCAAGAGCUUGACUUGCAGCAUGCAUAUGGAAGAGUGAGGCUGGAAGAAUGGAGGUGUAUGAAGAAUACUUGGGAGGUGUGGAUGUGCUGUGUUUUUCAGCCUUCCUGAAGGGUUGUUCUGCUGGUCUGUGAUGGAUUUAAUCCAAACAAUGCAGACAAAAUUCUUUACAGCCUUUUAAUAUCAGAGAACCAAGCACACACAUCUUGGGCUUGUGGUUCUUAUGGCAGUGGAUUGUGUUCUGAUGUAGCAGAAGUGUCCUUUGCCUUGCUCUGUACUUUGCUGUGUCCGUUUCAAUGGUAAGGAGUGUGAUGUUCUUCCAGAAGAGGAGGUGAAGAUUCAUAGACUGGGACAAAAUGGGAAAGUUUGGAAUGAUCAGGUGGAAGGACAAGCACAUGUUCAUGCUUCAUGGCCAGAGUGGUGUAAACAUCUCAGAGUUUGGUAAUGGAAAAGCGAGCAGAAGCAACCAGGAUGAAAGUGAAAGAGAAGGGAAGGCAAGGAGGAGGCAGGAGAAAAAGGAAGACAAGAGAAGAAAAGUAGAAUAGAGAAAGCAAGGAAGGAAUCUAUGUGUGAGGAGAAAAAGUUGGAGAGAAGAGCUCACCUGGUUUUGUAGGAACAGGAAAGAUCAGGACAGAAAGAUGAGGAAGGAUGAGGAAAGAAGGAAAGAGAGGAGUGAAGUAAAGAGAAGGUAGAAGAAAGAGAAAGAACGUGGGAAAGGAUAAGGUAUAAAAAUGGAUAUAGAGAGACAAUGAAUGGCAGAAGAAAGAGAAGAAGUCAAGGAAGGAACUUACAGAGGUAAAAAGCGAGGAAGAUGAGAAAAGCAGGAAAGGAGAAAAGAUAGAGGACAUCAAAGGCAUUAACAAGAUGAUGUCGAAGGCUAUUGGUUCCCAAGAGAUACCGUCCUGAUUAGAGACCUAUGCUCGGCGCUAAGGCCCUGUAUUUAGCAGUGAUGUAUGCAACUUUGACGAUGUUCGAGUGGCGCCGGAGAGGACUGGGGAGCUGAGUAUGGAGGUAAAGAGACAGUAGUGGAAACCGAAAAGGGCAAAACGAGCGGAGGAAAGAAGAAAAGUAACAGGAAGGCAAAAAUACAGCAGGAAGAGAAAAGAUAAGCAAGCAGAAAGAAGUUGGGUGGAUAAUAAAAUGGACACAGAAGGAAGACAUUAGGAAAAAGAAAGGAAUAAUGUGAGAAAAAGGAAAAUGAGAGAGAUGAAGGAAAAGAAAGUGAAACGAAUGAAAGAAAGAAAUCUGUGGAGGCAGGAGAAUCGGUGAGCAGAGGAAGGAAGAGCAAGAAGGAGGAAAGGAAUCCAUGAAAAACAAAACAGAACAAGCAAACAAUUAAAAACAAAACGGAAUUUAAAAACAAACAUGAAGCGUAAGUGGAAGGGCAGGGAAGUGCUUAAGCGGAGGUGAGCCGCCUGAGCCGAAUGACGGUGUCCGUGGCGAGCAGCAUGCGAGACGGCGGAGCAGCACACGGUGUCGCUGCAGGCUCAGAAACGGCGACUGAACGGCUCGGCGGCUCCGCCCCGGUGCGGCGGAGAGCACAGCUGGGAGAGGCGCGGCGCGGGGGAGCGAGGCGGCGCCGGGCCGAGAAGGCAGCAGAGCCGGUGCUGGCGGAAAGCAACGGGGAGCCAUGCAGGGACCAUGGGUAACGAUGGGCGUGCGUUGGGGUGCCGCGGUUCGUCUGCUGAUGCUGAUGCGGACCUGGUCGCUGGUGGCGGGGCAGGUGCGGUACUCGGUGCCGGAGGAAGCCAAGGUCGGGACGGUGGUGGGGCGGCUGGCGCAGGAGCUGGGUGUGGGCGAUGCGGAGGCGCGGCGGCUGCGUGUGGUGUGGCAGGGCCGGCGGGCGGGCGUGGAGGUGAGCGGGGCGAGCGGGGCGCUGGUGGUGAGCUCGCGUGUGGACCGGGAGGAGCUGUGCGGGAAGAGCGCUCCCUGCUCGCUGCGCCUGGAGCUGCUGCAGGAGCGGCCGCUGCGCGUCUUCCAUGUGGAGCUGGAGGUGACCGACAUUAACGACAACGCCCCGCUCUUCCCCGCCGCGCGGAAAAACAUCAGCAUGGCGGAAUUAACCACGGUACCGGGCUCCCGUUUCCCUCUGGAGGGCGCCUCGGAUGCAGAUGUCGGAGCGAACGCGCAGCUCUCCUACACGCUCAGCCCCAGCGAGCACUUCAGAAUAGAGGAAGAAAACAGCGACUCGCGCAGUAAAUCCUUGUUUCUGGUGCUUACAAAACCUCUAGACCGGGAGGCGGCAUCUGUACACCGUUUGGUGUUGUCGGCUAGUGAUGAAGGCCGUCCGUCUCUGACGGGCACCAUGGAACUGCUGAUCUCUGUGCUGGACGCCAACGACAACGCUCCUCAGUUCAACCAGUCGGUUUACAAGGUACAUUUGCUUGAAGAUGCUUUAGAAGGGACACUUGUGGUACGUGUAAAUGCCACGGAUCCGGACUUGGGUAGCAACAGUGAAGUGGCUUACGAAAUCAAUAAUUUUGUUCCUACUUCGGCCUCAGACCUAUUUAGAAUUGAUGAGAGGAGCGGCGAGAUCAGACUGAAGGGAGCCCUGGACUUUGAAAUAGUUAAUUUCUACGAGCUACAAAUUAAGGCUAAGGAUAAGGGGACGCCUCCGCUCUCGGGGCAUUGCAAGGUGUUGUUGGAGGUGCUGGACGUGAACGACAACGCGCCCGAGGUGUGGGUGACGUCGCUGUCGGUGCCGGUGUCGGAGGACGCGUCGGUGGGGACGGUGGUGGCGCUGCUGAGCGUGUCGGACCGCGACUCGGGGGCGAACGGGCGAGUGCAGUGCUCGGUGUGGCCGUCGUGGCCGUUCGCUCUGGAGUCGAGGUUCCCGGGCUCGUUCUCGCUGGUGCUGCGGGAGGCGCUGGACCGGGAGCGGGUGCGGGAGUACGAGGUGGAGGUGCGUGCGGAGGACGGCGGGAAGCCGCCGCUGCGUGCGAGGCGCGUUGUGCGUGUGCCGGUGUGUGACGUGAACGACAACGCGCCGGCGUUCUCGCAGGCCGUGUACACGGUGCUGGUGCGGGAGAACAACGCGGCGGGCGCGGAGGUGGCGCGGGUGUGGGCGCGGGACCCGGACGAGGCGGAGAACGGUCGCGUGAGGUACUCGCUGUGGGAGGGCGGCGCUGGAGGUGCGUCGGUGGCGGCGGUGGGGUGGCGCCCGGCGUCGAGCUACGUGUCGGUGGAUGGGGAGAGCGGGCGCGUGUGGGCGGUGCAGGCGCUGGACUACGAGGAGCUGCAGGUGCUGCAGUUCGAGGUGCGCGCGGUGGACGCGGGGGAGCCUGCGCUGGUGGGCAACGCGACGGUGCAGCUGUUCGUGGUGGACGAGAACGACAACGCUCCGGUGCUGCUGCCGGCCGCGGGCGGUGCUCCGGGGCUCGAUCCGUUUCUCGGGUCGCCAGUAGAGGAGGUGCCGGGCCCGAACUCGGAGACGCUGUGGGCGUGGGCGGCGUGGGGCGCUGGGGCGGGUCAGGUGGUGGCGAAGAUCCGUGCAGUGGACGCGGACUCGGGCUACAACGCGUGGCUGCGCUACGAGGUGUUGGAGCCGCGGGGGAAGGGCCCGUUCCGCGUGGGUGUGUACAGCGGCGAGGUGAGCACGGCGCGGGCGCUGGAGGAGGCGGAUGGCCCGCGUCAGCGGCUGGUGAUCGUGGUGCGGGACCACGGCGAGCCGCCGCGCUCGGCCACGGCCACGCUGAGCGUGUCUCUGGUGGAAGGAGGCGAGAAGGCGCUGUCGGGGUCGUUGUCUUCAUCGGGGUCGGGUGUGCUGUUGCCGUCGGAGAGCGGCGCAGCGGCGGGCAUGGCCUCUGCGUCAACGAACAUGUGGCUGGUGGUGUCCAUCUGCGCGGUGUCGAGCGUGUUCGUGCUGGCGCUGGUGCUGUACGGGGCGUCGCGCUGUGCUCCGCGGGCGGCCGUGCUGUCGGGGCCCGCCGCGGCGACGCUGGUGUGCGCCAGCGAAGUGGGCAGCUGGUCGUACUCGCAGCGCCAGAGCCGGAGCCUGUGCGUGGCGGAUGGUGCGGGCAAGAGCGACCUGAUGGUUUUCAGCCCCAACUUGCCGCCGCCGCCACCGUCUGUCCCCGCAGCCAAGGACACCUCUCAGGUGGAGCCUCCGUCUCUGCUAGACACGCCAAAACACCCCAACCCCGACUGGCGCUACUCUGCCUCCCUGAGGGCAGGAAUGCAAAGUGCUGUGCAUGUGGAGGAGGCUGGAGUCCUGCGUGGAGGACCAGGAGGGCCUGAGCAGCAGUGGCCAACUGUCUCCAGUGCUACUACAGAACCCGAAGCAGGAGAGGUGUCCCCCCCAGUGGGAGCCGGUGUGAACAGCAACAGCUGGACCUUUAAAUUUGGACCCAGCAAUUCCAAACAAGGUGGUCCUGGUGAGUUGCCAGACAAAUUCAUUAUCCCAGGAUCUCCUGCAAUCAUCUCCAUCCGGCAGGAGGCACCCAGCAGCCAAAUUGACAAAAGUGACUUCAUAACCUUUGGCAAGAAGGAAGAGACCAAGAAAAAGAAGAAAAAGAAGAAGGCAAACAAGACUCAGGAGAAAAAAGAGAAGGGCAACAGCACCACUGAGAACAGUGACCAGUGAGGGGUGGAUGCUGGAAGCAGCCCCUUAGGCAGUUUUUGUAACCAUGGCAGAUUUCUCCUAUGUAGCAACUCCCAAAUUCUUCCUACUGUUAACCAAUUUCCUGUGGGUACAGACUUGAGGAAAGCAGCAGGAAAUUUCCAGUGUCUGUCUCAAUUGCUUAACAGGUUUUGUCUUUAGCAAACAAACAGAAAGCUUUAUUAAGUCUGGUGUUAACUCUUUUUCUCCACUCUGGCUUGUUUUCAGACUCUAAAAAGCAGACACAAGUUUCCUUUCUCCUACGCCGAAAAGGAGACUCUUCACAGUACAGCCAGUGAGAGGUUGGACUCUGCACUGUGGUUCCUCUGCUCCUGUCUUGAUGACACUUUGUAGGACAGGUCUCAAAGUCGUAAUGUUGUGCACCCCUCUAUCUGAUUGGAAAUCUUUAUGUGUGCAGAUGUCAGCUUAGGUGACCCUGAGGUCAGGUUCUAAAAUGCAGGGAGAGCUGUUCAAUGUGUAACUAAGGAACCCCCCCCCCCAACGAACACCAAAGCUCCAGGAUGUGCAGGCUGGGGGGCAGAGUCUGGAAGGAGAUGCCCAGGCUUGGGAAGUCACUGUGUGGAAAUACUGAGUCCUCUGUAUAUGACGUAUUUUGCACAGCUCUGCUAAAAGCCCCCUCAACACUUGCAGCUCUUUUUAAAGGCCCCACACAUUUUAUCUCUUAGCAAGCCAAGCCCCGGGGGGGAAACAAUGAAAUUAGCCCUGGAUUCAAGCCCUGAAUUGAAGCCCUGAGUUAAAGCUCUGAAUUGAAGCCCUGAAUUAAAGCCCUGAGUCGAAGCCCUGCAUUGAAGUCCUGCAUCAAAGCCCUGAAUUAAAGCUCUGAAUUGAAGCCCUGAAUUAAAGCCUUGCAUUGAAGCCCUGCAUUGAAGUUCUGAAUUAAAGCCCUGAAUUAAAACCCUGCAUUAAAAGCCUGCAUUGAAGCCCUGAAUUGAAGCUCUGAAUUAAAGCUUUGCAUUGAAGCCCUGAUUCAAAGCCCUGCAUUGAAGCCCUGAAUUGAAGCUCUGAAUUAAAGCCCUGCUUUAAAGCCCUGCAUUGAAGCCCUGAAGUAAAGCCCUGAAUUAAAACCCUGCAUUGAAGCCCUGAAUUGAAGCUCUGAAUUCAAACCCUGCAUUGAAGCCCUGAAGUGAAGCUCUGAAUUAAAGCUUUGCAUUGAAGCCCUGAUUCAAAGCCCUGCAUUGAAGCCCUGAAUUGAAGCUCUGAAUUAAAGCCCUGAAUCAAAGCCCUGCAUUAAAGCCCUGCAUUGAAGCCCUGAGUUGAAGCUCUGAAUUAAAGCCCUGAAUCAAAGCCCUGCAUUAAAGCCCUGCAUUGAAGCCCUGAGUUGAAGCUCUGAAUUAAAGCCCUGAAUCAAAGCCCUGCAUCAAAGCCCUGAAUUGAAGCCCUUAAUUAAAACUCUGCAUUAAAGCCCUGAAGUAAAGCUCUGAAUUGAAGCUCUGAAUUAAAACCCUGCAUUAAAGCCCUGAAGUAAAGCCCUGAAUUAAAACCCUGCAUUAAAUCUAUGCAUUGAAGCCCUGCAUUAAAGCCCUGCAUCGAAGCUCUGAAUUAAAGCCCUGAAGUAAAACCUUGCAUUGAAGCCCUGCAUUAAAGCCCUGAAUUGAAGCCCUGAAUUAAAACUCUGCAUUGAAGCCCUGAAGUAAAGCUCUGAAUUGAAGCUCUGAAUUAAAACCCUGCAUUGAAGCCCUGAAGUGAAGCUCUGAAUUAAAACCCUGCAUUGAAGCCCUGAAGUGAAGCUCUGAAUUAAAACCCUACAUUGAAGCCCUGAAGUGAAGCUCUGAAUUAAAACCCUGCAUUGAAGCCCUGAAGUAAAGCUCUGAAUUGAAGCUCUGAAUUAAAACCCUGCAUUAAAGCCCUGAAUUGAAGUCCUGCAUCAAAGCCCUGAAUUAAAGCUCUGAAUUGAAGCCUUGCACUGAAGCCCUGCAUUGAAGCCCUGCAUUGUAGUUCUGAAUUAAAGCCCUGAAUUAAAGCCCUGCAUUGAAGCCCUGAAGUAAAGCCCUGAAUUAAAACCCUGCAUUGAGGCCCUGAAGUGAAGCUCUGAAUUAAAACCCUGCAUUAAAGCCCUGAAUUAAAACCCAGCAUUGAAGCCCUACGUUGAAGCCCUACAUUGGAGCCCUGCAUUGAAGCCCUGCAUUGAAGCCCUGCAUUGAAGCCCUGCAUUGAAGCCCUGCGCCUAAGCCCUGCAUUGAAGCCCUGCGCCUAAGCCCUGCGUUGAAGCCCCCAGGGUAGGAAGGGAAGGGCUGGGCUGACAUCCCGGGAAUGCGACGUGACUGCGGUGCUCUGUGUCCCUGCUGCCACACUGCUAACAUGAUUUUGCACAUGAUGUCUCUGAAAAAAAGUCAGAGGUUGUUUUUUUUUUCACAACACUUAUGCAAAAGAGAGAGAGAGAGAGAAAAAAAAGACCCCAACCCCCCCCCCCACAGCCCCCCUUGAACUAUGCUAUUUGUUAUUGGAGAUGUUUAUUUAUAAAGAAAUAUAGCUGUAAAUGGUAAAGAAAUAGGAUGCCCUUUGAGCCCAAACAGAAGUCAGUCUGGAGCCAUUCGAGGCCUACAAUUGCUGCUACUAAAGUGCUUUAGAGAAAACGAACAGACCAACCAACAAACCUGCCUGGACCACCUGUGCUCAGCUACGGCGCUGCUCUGUCGGGUGAUUGGGGCUGCCUCUUGCAUGUAUCAAUAAAGACAACAAUAUCUCUUUUGAGUUCCCUUCCCUCUCCCUCUCCCUCUCCCUCUCCCUUUCCCCUCCUUCUCCUCUCCCCUCCCCUAUCCCAUCCCCUCCCCUUUCCCUCUCCUCUCCUCUUCCCUCCCCUCCCCUCUCCUCUCCCGUCCCCUUCCCACUCCCCUCCCUUCCCCUCCCCUCUCC
Molecule: messenger RNA, 8087 nt
Organism: Pogoniulus pusillus (Red-fronted tinkerbird)
Lineage: Eukaryota; Metazoa; Chordata; Aves; Piciformes; Lybiidae
Product: protocadherin alpha-C2-like
Exons: 4
Coding region: 2247-5198 (983 amino acids)
Biological process (GO): homophilic cell-cell adhesion
Cellular component (GO): plasma membrane
Molecular function (GO): calcium ion binding
Source: RefSeq, a predicted model, not a curated record